Molecule: messenger RNA, 1003 nt
Organism: Galdieria sulphuraria
Lineage: Eukaryota; Rhodophyta; Bangiophyceae; Galdieriales; Galdieriaceae
Exons: 1
Coding region: 54-956 (300 amino acids)
Source: RefSeq, a predicted model, not a curated record
AUUUCCCGCCGAGAACAUAACAUAAAUUUUUGGACCCACAAUUCAAAUUUGCUAUGAUCGGAUGUGACAGCCGGAGUAAAGCGCUUGGCAGUCUUCAAGACUAUCUUCAUGGUAUUGAGUCCGAUACUGCUACACUUUUGUCUUGUACAGAAAAUACGCGUGGUGUUUAUUCUGAAGUCUCAAGUUCAGAAGCUUUUGCAAGGGCCAACCAGUUUGUGAACGAGUCGCAGGCCCUCUAUUUAAAGCUUUCUAGCAUGUUUAAUCUCGUGAGAGAAACACCCACAAUAGAGAAAACUAUUCAGGAGGGAUACAUUUAUUUGCAGAAACAGCAAGAGAGAUUGCACUUGCUCUUGGAAUCGCAAGGUAUGGAGGACCUCUUACCCAACGAAUACAGUGGAGACGACAAUGAGAGGUCGGCCACAAGAAAUUUCGGCUGCUCUGAAGAAAAGGCAGGAAGAUUUUCAGCACACAAGAGCGAAAAGUCGCGUUCUAGUCUAGAUGAAUGGGAAGCACCAACUUUAGAACAGAUAGGGCUUUCAGAGACUUCUCUUGAAGCACUCAAAACACUAAAUGUGGCAUCUCCAAAUCCUAAGGCAGGUUUUGCCACUCCACCAUAUUCACGUGGACUUCGACAAGAGCUUCCUGAACUUCAAGAAUCUUACAAUUAUCCUUCUCGAUUUUCAGUAACUUCCAGAGAAGCAAGAAUAAGAGAAUGGGAAUUUGAGAAACACGUUGCACCCUUUGUAAGACAUAGUAUUUCUGUUACAGAAAUAUCUGAGAAACUUUCUUUGUUGCUUGAAGCAUCUGCUGCUAGAAAUUCAAAACGAUUUACUCAGUCUCAGUUAGCACAGAUCUUUCAUGCCUCAAGCAGCAAGCUUAAGCUGUAUUGCCUUGCUCUUGUUCAACUAAAGUAUCUUCGUAUAGAAGGCGAUGACUUGAUUUUAGUAGAGAGUUAGUAGUGAAAGCCUUCUAUAGUGUUCUGAAUAAAUUUUUGAGGAAUGUA